UGUGUUCUGGUCUUCAGAUGUCUCGGUUCCUGGAUUUGGCAGAGUUUGGACCAGCUGCUCGCUUCCUUCGCCUCACCAACCUGGAGCACCUGGCGGCCAAAGCUCUGGCAUUUGAUGGUACAAAGCGGGUCUGGAUGCCCGAUGACAUGGAGGCGUACAUUGAAGUGGAGGUCAGACAGCUCAACGGGGACAAAACCACUGUGGAGACCAGAGACGGACGGUUUCUGAUCACUAAAGAAAAGGACCUGCAGCCGAUGAACCCAGAGAGGUUCGACAUGAUUGAGGACUUGGCCAUGCUGACCCACCUGAACGAAGCAUCCGUGUUCUUCAACCUGAAGCGGCGAUACAGCAUGUGGAUGAUCUAUACCUACUCUGGGCUCUUCUGUGUGACCAUCAACCCAUACAAAUGGCUGCCAGUCUACUGCGCUGAGGUGGUUAGAGCCUAUAAGGGGCGUCGUCGCAGAGAAACCCCUCCCCACAUCUACGCUGUCGCAGAUAAUGCGUACACCGACAUGCUGCAGAAUCGUGAGAAUCAGUCGAUGCUGAUCACUGGCGAGUCAGGCGCUGGCAAAACGGUCAACACAAAGCGAGUGAUUCAGUACUUCGCCAUCACCGCUGCUCUGGGAGAAAAUAUAAAAAAAGGAGGAUCUUUGGAAGACCAGAUCAUUGAAGCCAAUCCAGCCAUGGAGGCUUUCGGCAACGCCAAGACUGUGCGCAAUGACAACUCAUCACGCUUUGGAAAGUUCAUCAGAAUUCAGUUUGGGCCGACAGGGAAGCUGGCUUCUGCUGACAUUAACAUCUAUCUUUUAGAGAAGUCAAGAGUUGUGUUUCAGCAGCCACAAGAGAGAAGCUACCACAUCUACUACCAGAUCCUGUCCAACCACAAACCAGAACUACAAGAUAUGCUGUUGGUGACCACCAACCCUUACGACUACCACUUCUGCUCUCAGGGAGUGACCACAGUGGAAGGCCUCAAUGACGGGGAGGAGCUGAAGCUCACUGAUCACGCCAUGGACACACUGGGCUUCACUCCCGAAGAGAAGUACGGCUGCUAUAAGAUCGUUGGUGCCAUCAUGCACUUUGGUAACAUGAAGUUCAAGGAGCGCCAAAGAGAGGAGCAGGCCGAGGCGGACGGCACAGAGAGUGCAGAUAAGGCUGCCUACCUGAUGGGCAUCAACUCUGCUGAGCUCCUCAAAGGCCUCCUGAACCCGAGGGUCAAAGUAGGGAACGAGUACAUCAUUAAAGGGCAGACUGUAGAACAGGUCUGGGUGUCAGGAACUCAUCCGAGGAUUUUAGGUGCGGCAGCCUUGUUUGAAUGGUUUCUGUCUUUCUCUCCCCCCCCCCUCUCUCUCUCUGUCCCCCUGUCUGUCUCUCUCCCUGUCUGUCUGCAGUUCAAUAAUUUUGAGCAGCUGUGCAUUAACUUCACCAAUGAGAAGUUACAGCAGUUCUUCAACAACCACAUGUUCAUCGUGGAGCAGGAGGAGUACAAGGCUGAAGGAAUCGAGUGGACCUUCAUCGACUUCGGCUUGGACCUGCAGCCCUGCAUCAACCUCAUUGAGAAGCCGAUGGGCAUUCUGUCCAUCAUGGAGGAAGAGUGUAUGUUCCCAAAGGCCACGGACCAGAGCUUUAAAUCCAAACUCUACGACAACCAUUUUGGAAAGUCGCCCAACUUCCAGCGGCCGCGGCUUGACAAGAAACGCAAAUAUGAGGCUCAUUUUGAGCUGGUUCACUACGCCGGAGUGGUCCCCUACAACAUCACAGGCUGGCUGGACAAGAACAGGGAUCCUUUGAACGAGACUGUGGUGGCUGUGUUCCAGAAAUCCUCCAACAAACUCAUGGCUGGACUCUUUGAAGACUACAUCAUCUCUGAUAUGGCUGCUGAUCUCAAAGGAGAAACCAGACACAGGAAGAAGAAAGCGGCAUCAUUCCAAACGGUUUCACAGUUACAUAAGGAGAAUCUGAACAAAUUGAUGGCGAACCUGCGCAGCACUCAGCCACACUUUAUGCGCUGCAUCAUCCCCAAUGAGACCAAGAACCCAGGGGUGAUGGAUCCCUUUUUGGUCCUGCACCAGCUAAGGUGUAAUGGUGUCCUCGAGGGGAUCAGGAUUUGCAGGAAGGGUUUUCCAAACCGUGUUCUGUACGCUGAGUUCAAACAGCGCUAUCGUAUACUGAAUCCAUCUGCAAUUCCAGAAGACUGCUUUGUAGACAGCAGGAAGGCUGUAGAGAAGCUGUUGGGUUCUCUGGACAUAGACCACAAUCAGUACAAGUUUGGACACACUAAGGUGUUUUUUAAGUCAGGCCUUUUGGGUCAGUUGGAAGACAUGAGGGACAUCCGUCUGUCUGAGAUCCUGACCAUUAUCCAGGCCAUGUGCAGAGGAAAGCUCAUGAGAAUAGAGCACCAAAAGCUCCUGCUGCAGAGGGACGCACUCUUGCUGAUCCAGUUCAACUUGCGAUCGUUCUUCACGGUGCGGAAGUGGCCGUGGAUGAUGCUGUUCUAUAAGCUCCGCCCCAUGCUCAGGAGUGCUCAGCUGGAGAAGGAGAUCGCAGCUUUGAAUGUGGAGUUCACCAAAUUAAAAGAGGCUUUCGACAGUUCAGAUAAGACACGUCGUGAGGCAGAAGAGCGUCAGGUGGUCCUGGUUCAUGAGAAGAAUGACCUGGCUCUGCAGCUCCAAGCUGAACAGGACAACCUGACCAAUGCAGAGGACCGCUGCAAUCAGCUGAUACAGUCCAAAAUCAGUCUGGAAUCAAAGCUGAAGGAGCUCCAGGAGCGACUAGAGGAAGAGGAGGAGAUGAGCGCCACACUGAUGUCCAAGAAACGGCAGCUGGAGGAAGAAGCGGUGUCGCUGAAGAGAGAUGUGGACGACCUGGAGAUGACGCUGGCUAAAGUGGAGAAGGAGAGGCACGACACGGAGAACAAGGUGAAGAACUUGUCCCAGGAAAUGUGUGUCCAGGACGAGUCAAUUGCAACGCUCAGCCGAGAGAAUGCUGCUCUACAAGAGGCUCAUCAGCAGGCUCUAAAAGACCUCCAGACUCAGGAGGACAAGGUCACCAUGCUGGCCAAGGCCAAGACUCGCCUUGAGCAGCAAGCAGACAAUGUGGAAGCUGCUCUGGAGCAGGAAAAGAAGGUUCGGGUGGAUUUGGAACGAAUCAAACGUAAGAUGGAGGGAGAUCUGAAGCUGUCCAUGGACUCUGUGAGGGACCUGGAGAACCACAAAGAACAGCUGGAGGACAGACUGAAAAAAAAGGAAAUGGAGCUGGUUCACCUUCAGACUAAAGUGGAGGAGGAGCAAAGUGUGGUGGCUCAGCUUCAGAAGAAGAUCAAGGAGCUUCAGACUCGUAUGGAGGAGCUGGAGGAGGCGUUGGAGGCGGAGCGGCUGUGGCGAACCAAAGCUGAGCGCCAGCGGAAUGACAUCGCCCGUGAGCUGGAGGAGCUGAGCGAGAAGCUGGAGGAAGUGGGCGGAGCCUCAGCAGCUCAGAUUGCCCUGAACAGGAAGAGGGAGGCCGACUUUCUGAAGAUGCAACGAGAGCUGGAUGAGGCGGGUCAUCAUCACAAAGAAACAGCAACCACGCUGAGGAAGAAGCACUCGGACACGGUCACGGAACUGAGUGAGCAGAUGGACACGCUGCAGAGAACCAAGCAGAAACUGGAAAAGGAGAAGAUGGAGUUCCAGCUGGAGGCCGAUGACCUGGCUUCCAAUGUGGAACAGCUGUCCAGGUCCAAGGGUACAGUGGACAAGAUGUGUCGGGUUUUUGAGGAUCAGCUGAAUGAGACUCGGGUCAGAGCCGAGGAGCUGCAGAGACAGCUGACUGAAGUUUCUGCUCACAAAGCACGAGCACUCACUGAGACCGCUGAAUGCAUCCGCCGUCUGGAGGAGCGCGAUGCUCUGAUUGGUCAGUUGCAGCGCUCAAAGGAGGGGCUUCGUCAGAGCUCGGACGGUCUGAAGAGACAGCUGGAAGAGGAGAGCAAAGCUCGUGUGGCGCUGGCUCACGGUGUGCAGUCGUCCCGCCAUGACUGCAGUUUGCUCCGAGAGCAGAUCGAGGAGGAGCAGGAGGCCAAGGCUGAACUGCAGAGGGCGCUGUCCAAAGCCAACAGCCAGCUGGCCCAGUGGAGGGCCAAGUACGAGACAGACGCCGUGCUGCGAGUCGAGGAGCUGGAAGACGCCAAGAAGAAACUGGCGGUGAAGCUGCAGAAUGUUGAGGAAGCUGUGGAGGUCUCUCAGGCCAAAUGUUCUUCUCUGGAUAAAACCAAAAUGCGGCUGCAGAUGGAGAUGGAUGGCCUGCUGGUGGAACUGGAGCGCUCCAACGCAGCUGUUCUGGAGCUGGAUAGGAAACAGCGGAACAAUGACAAGAUGUUGACUGAGUGUAAGCAGAGACAUGAGAAGAGUGUGUCUGAGCUGGAAGCAUCACAGAAUGAGUCUCGCAGUCAGAGUACGGAACUCUUCAAGCUGAAGAACUGCUACGAAGAAGUUCUGGACCACCUUGAGACCAUUAGACGAGAAAACAAGACCCUGCAAGAUGAGAUCCUGGACCUGACGGACCAGGUUGGUCAGGGAGGGAAGGCCAUCCAUGAGCUGGAGAGGAUGAAGAAGAUUCUAGAUGUGGAGAGGGAUGAUAUCAGAGCUGUGCUGGAGGAAACGGAGGGUUCACUGGAGAACGAGGAAGCCAAGACCCUGAGGUUUCAGAUGGAGCUGCAUCAGAUGAGGACUGAGGUCGACAGGAAGACUGCAGAGAAAGAAGAAGAGAUUGUCAGCUUGAGGAGGAUCCACCAGCAUGCCUUAGACACCAUGCAGGCCAGUGUGGAGGCAGAGGGUCGCAGUCGUAGUGAGGCAGUCCGGCUGAGGAAGAGGAUGGAGGUGGACCUGAAUGAGAUGGAGGUUCAGCUGGGUCAUGCCAACAGACAGGCAGCUGAGAGCCAGAGGAUCAUCAGAAACCUACAGACUCAGGUGAAGCAGCAGCAGCUGGAGCUGGAUGACAAAGUUCAGCUGACCAAUCAGCUGCGAGAACAGACUGGCCUGUUGGAGCGGCGCUAUUCCUUGAUGUUGCUGGAAAAAGAAGAACUGCAUGGGAUCCUGGAACAAACCGACCGCUCUCGUAAGGUGGUGGAACACGAGUUCCUUGAGGUCUCAGAAAGAGCCAACAUUCUCAACACUCAGAAUGCUGGCCUGCUGAACCAGAAGAGGAAACUGGAGUCAGACGUGUCUGUCCUGACAGGAGAGGUUGAUGAAGUGAUGCACGAGAACUUCAGUGCAGAGGAGAAAGCCAAGAAGGCCAUCAGUGAUGCGGUGCUGAUGGCAGAGGAGCUGAAGAAAGAGCAGGACAGCAGCAACAUGUUGGAGAGAAUGAAGAAGAACAUGGAGACAACAGUCAAAGAGCUCCAGCUCAAAGUGGAUGAAGCUGAGCAGCUGGCCGUGAAAGGAGGAAAGAAACAGCUUCAUAAACUGGAGUCCAGAGUGAGGGAGCUGCAGACAGAGUUGAUGGUUGAGCAGAAGAAGAGUGAGGAGUAUCAUAAAGGAGUUCGUCGUUAUGAAAAAAAAGUCAAAGAGUUAACGCACCAGUCAGAAGAAGACCAGAAGACUUUGCUGAUGAUGCAGGAACUCGUCGAUAAGCUUCAGGCAAAAGUCAAGAGCUACAAGAGACAGGCCCAGAACACAGAGGAGGAGGUGAUCUCCAAUGUUGUCCGUGUCAGAAAAAUGCAACACGAGUUGGAUGAUACAGAGGAAAGAGCCGAAAUAGCAGAAACAUGCGUGAACAAGCUGCGGAUUCAAACCCGUGAACAGACCAGAAAGAUAACUGUGGUUGCUGACUGAAGCUCUGCAUCUUUGUCUUCCUGAUGUCGUGACAUUUGUUGACCUGAUGAAGUUUUUGUUGUUGGAAUUUAGUUGUUUUUAUUAAAAACUGGACUUUGUCACGGCGUCCUGUUCCCCGUCUGGGUUGAGGGGUUUUUAUCUUUUUUGUGUCCCCCUCAAACCGAGAGUCCUAAACGUUGACUUUGGUGUCCUCAGUGGUAAUUUUUGUGUUUUGGACUUUCUGGAUUCGGCUCGAUGGUCGUGACGCUGCAGCAUGUCCCACUACAAAAACCAUGUGUGCUUU
This is a messenger RNA of Thalassophryne amazonica, 6090 nucleotides long. Its product is annotated as myosin-7B-like. Bases 18 to 5807 code for a protein of 1929 amino acids. NCBI's taxonomy places the organism in Eukaryota, Metazoa, Chordata, Actinopteri, Batrachoidiformes, Batrachoididae. Gene Ontology annotation, molecular function: ATP binding; cytoskeletal motor activity; actin filament binding. The record is from RefSeq and is a predicted model, not a curated record. Gene Ontology annotation, cellular component: myosin complex. The transcript has 44 exons.